AUGAAGGGGCUCUUUUCCAAGGGCUCCAAGAGCAAUGGGGCUGCCACCGCCCCCUCGACCACUGCGGUGCCCGUCAAGAAAGAGCUGAUUCCCCAGAUCUCCCCGUUGGAGAAGCGGUUGCAAGAUAUGGGUUCGAUCCGCGACGAUGGCAGUGACAAGUUCUUUGGCAUGGAAAACUACGGAAACACAUGUUACUGCAAUUCGAUUUUACAAUGUCUUUACUACUCCGUUCCCUUUCGCGAAGCCGUGAUUAACUACCCGCAACGAACGCCACUGGACAGCCUCGAAGCCGCACUCGCCACCAACCUCCGAUACCAGAACCCUAACGCACACCUGGAAGCGGAGGCACUUGCUGCCAAGCAGAAGGCUUCGUCGCCACCAUCAGCACGUCAGGCUGGUGUUCCUCCGAACCAACCUCAGAAGCCCGAAGACAAGGACUCGCCGGAAUAUAAGAAGAAGGUCGCCCUCCAGACCCUUCCGAUCCUGGAGACAAAGAAUAAUGCGACCAGCUAUGGAAUGUCCGAGUCGCUCUUCACCUCGCUCAAGGACAUCUUCGAGUCGGUGGUGGGCAGUCAGUCGCGAAUCGGAGUGAUACGGCCUCAGCAGUUCCUGGAUGUACUGCGGCGGGAACACGAAAUGUUCCGGACUGCCAUGCAUCAAGAUGCGCAUGAGUUCUUGAACUUGCUACUCAAUGAAGUGGUGGCCAAUGUCGAAACUGAAGCAACCAAGCAGGCUUUCUCUGAGAAGGCUUUGCCACCUACAGAAAGUGCCGACUCGCUGGGAAUGUUAACAUCCAGCACCGGAUCUAAAUCACCAAAUACAACGCGAUGGGUUCACGAGCUGUUUGAGGGAACUUUGACAUCUGAAACCAAGUGUCUUACAUGUGAAAAGGUCUCACAACGAGACGAGGUAUUUUUGGAUUUGUCUGUGGAUCUGGAGCAGCAUUCAUCUGUCACAUCGUGUCUUCGGAAAUUCUCCGCAGAAGAGAUGCUGUGCGAGCGAAACAAAUUUCACUGCGACAACUGCGGUGGACUUCAAGAAGCUGAGAAGCGUAUGAAGAUUAAGCGCCUGCCUCGUGUGCUGGCUUUGCAUUUGAAGCGGUUUAAGUACACGGAGGACCUGCAGCGAUUGCAAAAGUUGUUCCAUCGUGUUGUCUAUCCCUACCAUCUUCGUUUGUUCAACACUACAGAUGAUGCCGAAGACCCAGACCGAUUGUAUGAAUUGUAUGCAGUUGUCGUUCACAUCGGCGGUGGACCAUAUCACGGCCAUUAUGUCGCUAUCAUCAAAACAGAGGACCGUGGCUGGUUGCUGUUCGAUGAUGAGCUGGUUGAGCCAGUUGACAAGAGCUACGUCCGCAACUUCUUCGGCGAUCGCCCGGGACUGGCAUGUGCCUAUGUUCUGUUUUACCAAGAGACCACCAUCGAAGCUGUUAUGCGUGAGCAGGCUGAGGAGGAUCUGGCCUCCGCUACUGGCGCCGCUGAGACUGGUGAAGCGAAACAGAAUGGCUCGUCCAUGUCACCACCUCUGGCGCACGUUCAAAGCGCCAGCCAAGUACCUUCUCAUGACACGCCUCUCUCGCCUAUCAACCGAAUCCCAACGGCUCCUCAGUUGUCCACCCACAACGAAGCCCCAGAGCAUGAAACCCCUCCACCCCUACCAGUUCAAUCACCAGCUCAACCACCUCUUCCUUCGAUCCCCGAUGAACCUAUCCCUUCGUUAAGCCCGAAGAAGAGUGACUUCCAGCUUCGGCGGGAAAAGGCGAAAGAAGAAAAGGAACGUGAGAAGGAACGCCGUGCUGCGGAGAAGGAAAAGGACAAGAAUGAGAAGCUUCGCCAAAAGGAACAGGACCAGCAUAACCGAGAAAUGCACAAACGCGAGGCCGAGGAGCUGGAAAAAGCCCUCAAGGCUAGCAAGCUCGAGAUCAACGAACUCGGCGCUGAAAAUGGAUCGCCUAGGAAGUCAGGCUUCGGUUUCCUCCGACGAGGCAGUCGCAGCAUCAGCCAACGCCUGAACAAGGAGAAGGAGCCUCGUGUCUCGACGUCAGAUAUCUCAGUUACAGCACCUGUUCCAGAUUCAGUCCCAGAAGCCCCAGAGGUACCCCGGAAAGAGGUCCCUCGCAAGGACGUGCCCGUACCACGCAAGUCGGAAUCACUUCAGUCACCGAUAUCUCCAAUGUCCCCCAUGUCCUCAAUGUCCUCAGUGUCUCCCAAAGACAUCCCGCUAUCCAACAAGCAACCACUCCGGGGGCCAGAUCCCCUAACCAAAGACCACAACGUCAGCCACGAGAAGACCGGUUCUACCCACCGGUGGAGGUCCUUCAGUUUCAAAAAGAACGUCAACGGCGUCUCUUAA
This is a messenger RNA of Penicillium nucicola, 2352 nucleotides long. RefSeq lists its product as uncharacterized. Gene Ontology annotation, cellular component: cytosol; nucleus. The transcript is spliced from 3 exons. The coding region runs from base 1 to 2352 and encodes 783 amino acids. Gene Ontology annotation, biological process: protein deubiquitination. Gene Ontology annotation, molecular function: cysteine-type deubiquitinase activity; cysteine-type endopeptidase activity. The record is from RefSeq and is a predicted model, not a curated record. Lineage: Eukaryota; Fungi; Ascomycota; Eurotiomycetes; Eurotiales; Aspergillaceae.